UGCAGGGAGGCCCCGCCUCCCGCGCGCCAGCCAGGCUGGCCCGGUCAUGGCGGAGGAGCGGCGGCCGCCCGAGGGCCCCGGAGUCGCGCCGUCCGUGCUGUUCCUGCACCCGGACCUGGGCGUGGGCGGCGCCGAGCGGCUGGUGCUGGACGCGGCGCUGGCGCUGCAGGCCCGCGGCUGCCGCGUGAGGCUCUGGACGGCGCACUAUGACCCGGGCCACUGCUUCGCCGAGAGCCGCGAGCUGCCGGUGCGCUGCGCCGGGGACUGGCUGCCGCGCAGCCUGGGCUGGGGCGGCCGCGGCGCCGCCCUGUGUGCCUACGUGCGCAUGGUCUUCCUGGCGCUCUAUGUGCUGUUCCUCGCCGACGAGGAGUUCGACGUGGUGGUGUGCGACCAGGUGUCUGCCUGCAUCCCGGUGUUCAAGCUGGCCAGGCGGCCCAAGAAGGUGCUGUUCUACUGUCACUUUCCAGACCUGCUGCUCACCAGGAGGGACUCCCUCCUCAAGCGGCUCUACCGAGCCCCAAUUGACUGGCUGGAGGAGUACACCACGGGCCUGGCCGACCGCAUCCUGGUCAACAGCCGCUUCACGGCUGCCGUCUUCAAGGACACCUUCAAGUCCCUGUCCCACAUAGACCCCGAUGUCCUCUACCCAUCUCUGAACGUCACCGCCUUCGACUCAGUCAUCCCCGACAAACUGGACGACCUGGUCCCCGCGGGGAAAAAGUUCCUGUUCCUCUCCAUCAACAGAUACGAGAGGAAGAAGAACCUGGCCCUGGCGCUGGAAGCCCUGGUCCAGCUGCGCAGCAGGCUGCCCUCGCAGGACUGGGAGCUUGUGCACCUGAUUGUGGCAGGUGGCUAUGAUGAGCGAGUCCUGGAGAAUGUGGAGCACUACCAAGAACUGCAGAGCCUGGUCCAGCAGGCUGACCUUGGCCGGUCCGUGACCUUCCUGCGCUCUUUCUCAGACAGACAGAAGAUCUCCCUGCUGCACGGCUGCACGUGCGUGCUCUACACGCCGAGCCACGAGCACUUCGGCAUCGUCCCCCUGGAGGCCAUGUACAUGCAGUGCCCGGUGGUGGCCGUCAACUCGGGCGGCCCGUUGGAAUCUGUGGUUCACAGCGUCACGGGCUUUCUGUGCGAACCUGACCCCAUGCACUUCUCAGAGGCCAUAGAGAAGUUCAUCCAUGAACCUUCUUUAAAAGCCAGGAUGGGCCAAGCUGGCAGGGCCAGGGUGAAGGAGAAGUUCUCCCCCGAGGCAUUCACUGAGCAGCUCUACCAGUAUGUCACCAAACUGCUGGUGUAGCCGGGCGUCUGAAGUUAACAGGGCUGUCUAGGGGUCGCAGAUCUAGCUUGGGACCCCAAAACGAAAGAACCUGCAGCCCAGUGCAGACAUUUUUAUUUUAGAACUAAACUUG
Ochotona princeps (American pika) is the source of this 1409-nucleotide messenger RNA. RefSeq names its product ALG2 alpha-1,3/1,6-mannosyltransferase (gene ALG2). The record is from RefSeq and is a predicted model, not a curated record. NCBI's taxonomy places the organism in Eukaryota, Metazoa, Chordata, Mammalia, Lagomorpha, Ochotonidae. Gene Ontology annotation, molecular function: alpha-1,3-mannosyltransferase activity; GDP-Man:Man(1)GlcNAc(2)-PP-Dol alpha-1,3-mannosyltransferase activity. The transcript is spliced from 2 exons. The coding region runs from base 47 to 1297 and encodes 416 amino acids.